CAAUGUGGUUCUCUGCGUUGCUGGCUACUAUAGUAGCAACGACGGUGCUCGCCAUUCAUGUGGUGCACAUCCUGCACAAACACACCCGAAAGAGAGUUUCUCCUACAUGGCCACCCGGCCCUGCCGGACACCCCAUCCUCGGCAACUUGGUCUAUGUCAUCGGGCCGCUCCGCAACAACCCACACACCGCGCUCGCCACCCUCGCCCAAACCUAUGGACCCAUCAUGUCCCUCCGUCUUGGUCUGACCCGCAACAUCGUCGUGGUGUCAUCCGCUGCUGCGGCUCAUGAGGCCCUUGCCAAGAAUGACGCAGCGCUCGCGUCCCGGCUUGUGCCGGACACCGUCCGCUCCAUGUCAUACGGCGCGACAUCCAUGGUCUUCCUUCCAAGCUCGAACCCGCUGUGGAAGCAGGACCGUGCCAUCAUGGGCGCCCGCUUCUCAUCCAGUCGGGGCUUGGACACGAUCCGGCCCAUCUUGGAAUGCCAUGCAGGGCGUCUCACCGAGUACUUGAGGGCAUGCUCUGGCACCGGCAUGCCGGUCAUAAUCAGGGAGGCCGUGAACCGCACGGUACUCAAUGUCAUAUCCAACAUCCUCUUCUCCGAGGAUGUGGUGGACUUGCACGUACGCACCGGGGGCCCAACCUUUCAGGGGACUCAUAGUGCCGGUACUAGAGGAGUGGUCAAAAUCCAACGUCUCUGACGCCUUCCCAUUCCUCGCACCAAUUGACCACCUCCUCGGCUCGCGUCGCCGCAUCUCCAUAAAUCUCGCCAAACUGUUCAACUUCUUUGACCAAGAGAUCGUUCAGCGCCGAUUAGCUAGAACUGGCAGUGGCAGUGGCAGUGAGAAGAACAACGACGUGCUGGACAUUCUCCUCGAGCGGCACGCCAUGUCCAAGCUCACUCGGCAAGAAAUCAUCACGUUCCUAACAGAUAUGUUCAUCGCUGCAAGUGACACGAGCACGGUGACAGUGCAGUGGGCUAUGGCGCAACUACUGCGCCACCCAGAGAAGAUGGAUAAGGUGCGCAAUGAGCUCGCAGCGUGCGUUGGAGUUAGGUCCAGUGACUUUGUGAAGGAGAGCGACCUCGACAACCGGGAAAGUAUCUGGUGCACCGGUCCUUGUGGUGCUACCGGUGCACCGGACACCGUAUCACGUUAGAAAAUAUUUCAAAAAAAACUGAAAAAAAAUGCAAUAUAUUGACAUAACAUUGGUCUAUGUUGUUGCAAAAUUUCAACUCAAAAUUCGAAACAUUGCAUGAGAUACAAAAAUGAUAAAUUUGGCAUCAAUGUGAUAAUGGGCCAAAUCUUAAAGCCCAACUUAUGUUAUGUACUAUUUAGUGUCAACUUUGUGAUCUUUUUACCUCAAGAAAUAUUUCGAAUUUUGACUUGAAAUUUUGCGACAAUAUAGAUCGAUGUUGUAAGAAUGUGCUGAUUUUUUUCAAUUUUUUUCAAACAAUUUUAAAUGCAAUAUGAUAGUCCGGUGCACCGGUAGCACCACAAGCCCCGGUGCACCGGAUACUUUCCCCCUGAUGGCAUGGCGCCCGAGGAUAUUGACCUCGAGGACCGCUAUGGCACUGUGCUGAAUCUUGCUACGCCACUCCAUGCCGUGCCAGUGUCCGCCGUGUGACGUGCAUGGUUACUCCAAGACCAUUAUCUGCCGACAUAUUUCUUUUGAAAAAACAUGUAAUCUUUCCUAUACUAUUCCUAAAUUAUCUCCUGUAGAGGCUUCCUACCCUUUAAGUCUUGUAAUCUACAUAUAGUUAUAUACUAGCCUGCGAGGCUCAGCAAUACAACAAGCGAUUCCACCAAUUGUCUCCUCGCUAA
This is a messenger RNA of Triticum urartu, 1820 nucleotides long. Its product is annotated as oryzalexin E synthase. The record is from RefSeq and is a predicted model, not a curated record. Gene Ontology annotation, molecular function: iron ion binding; heme binding; oxidoreductase activity, acting on paired donors, with incorporation or reduction of molecular oxygen. Lineage: Eukaryota; Viridiplantae; Streptophyta; Magnoliopsida; Poales; Poaceae.